Messenger RNA from Saccostrea cuccullata (small rock oyster), 3358 nucleotides. Its product is annotated as RNA exonuclease 1 homolog. Gene Ontology annotation, molecular function: nucleic acid binding; exonuclease activity. The annotation marks the transcript as partial. The transcript has 14 exons. Gene Ontology annotation, cellular component: nucleus. NCBI's taxonomy places the organism in Eukaryota, Metazoa, Mollusca, Bivalvia, Ostreida, Ostreidae. The record is from RefSeq and is a predicted model, not a curated record.
CACACCUCCUCCUCCUCCUCCUCCUCAAAACAAAAACAUGAACACAGUAAACAUUCAGCUCAUGAUAAAAGUUCAAAUAAGCAAGACCAUCAUAAACAUUCUGCAGAUAAAAAGAAAGAACAAUCUGGGAAGUCACAUAAAAAAUGUGAAUCUAGUGGGCACAGUAAAAAUGAAUCCAGUGGGCAAAGUAAACAUGAAUCUAGUGGGCACAGUAAACAUGAAUCUAGUGGGCACAGUAAACAUGAAUCAAGAUCAAAAAGUUCAAAGGAGACUUCUAAGGACUCUGUGAAAGGAGAGAGUAAGAAGAGGGAUAGGUCGGUUUCACUUGACAGUAAUGGAUCUAAGAGGAAGAUUGUGGAUAUAAACUUAGACUUGUUUGGUAUGGACAGCGAUGAAGAGGACAGCAUUCCUCCUCUGAUCAGUGAUGAGGAGGAAGAGGAUCCAUACGAGGAGUGUCUGAGGAUUUAUAAUGAAAGUAACGUCUCCAAACCAUCACCCAAGAAAAAAAGCCGGACUGAAAGGAGUAUCAGUGAAGCAGAGCAGUCUGAGAGUGUAUCCAUCCCAGGAAAGAAGAGGACUGCCCACAAAGGAAGCAGAGAGGUGACAAGAAAGAUUCCUGAGAAACCUCAUACAAAGUUGUCCCCAGCUCAGAUCAUGCACAACAGAUUUGUUAUGAUGCAGAAACAGGCCCAGGAAGAGGCUGGGAGAUCUCAGGAAGCUUCAACAUCAUCAUCUGGAAAACUUAGGGUUGCUCAUCAAAGUAUCGUAAACCAGAAAGUAAAGAAUGGAAGAGAGGGGACCAAAGUAGUGGACGGAAAAACCGUCAUCGCCACGGCAUCCAAAACUCAAAAACGCACAGCUCAUGUACCUAAUGUGAAGAAUAUAAAGCGACCCACAAUUCCAGCAGAAUAUGGGAGCAAGGUCCCGAUCAGCGUGAGACAGCGAUAUCUCAACUCUAUCAUUGAUGAAUGCUUGCCUCUCUAUGAUAAUGAAGAGGAUGCUUUUAAAAGGGGUUUAGAGGAAGAACUUACAGUGUAUAAAAGAGCCAGUAACAAAACUGUCUACCUUAACGUUGCGUGUAACACAAUCAAAAGGCUCCGAACAGAGGCUGCAGAACUAACAGCCUCUCCAACAAAACCCACGUCCCCUCUGAAGAUGUCUCAUGAAGCGGUGUUAGGAGGUAAAAAUGCAACCAGGACGACCUACACCCUCAACAGGUCCGGGGGCUCAACAAAGGGACCCAUAGAAAACUUCAAAGGGAGUGAACUUUAUAACAGACUUGCCAGGUACAUCAUGACAGAGGAACAGCUUCAGGAGAAUGGAUUCCCUCGACCAGAUAGUGAGAACAGCUCAGUAGCCAAAAUAUACACAGUCAGUCAGCAGGAACAGAACAGUGCCAAACUUAAAACAUAUGAGAAAAUUUGUGUGCGAUGUGGAAAGCGAUUCAUGGUGUUUCCUAAUGGGACUUAUGCACAUCAGGAGGAGUGUAGUUACCACUGGGGGAAAGCUUGGAAAAAGAAAAUUGCUGGGUACAUUGAAACUAGAUAUACUUGCUGUCAAGGAGAUUUAGGGACAGAGGGUUGUCAAAUUGCUAAGUGCCAUGUCCAUGAGACCAAUAAGUGGGAGAACCGUACGGGAUAUAUGAGGACCCUCCCAUGUUCCCCCACACCUGAUGGAGAUUACGGAGUGUAUGCCAUGGACUGUGAAAUGGUGUACACUCAGGGUGGUGUGGAGCUCGCUCGAGUUACUGUGACAGACUGUGAGAACAACUCGGUGUACGAGACCUUGGUGAGACCAGACAGAAAAAUUAUAGAUUACAACACAAGGUUUAGUGGGAUCACCAAGGAAGACAUGGUGGGUGUCACGACAACCAUCAGAGAUGUCCAGGCCGUGCUGCUCAGUCUGUUCACAGAGAAAACCAUUCUGAUUGGUCACAGCCUGGAGAGUGACCUGGCAGCUGUCAAGAUUAUACAUGACACAGUGGUAGAUACAUCAGUAGUAUUCCCCCAUCGUCUUGGACCCCCCUAUAAAAGGGCCCUUAAAACACUGAUGGCAGAAUAUAUGAAGAAAAUUAUCCAAGAUGAUGUUGGAGGCCAUGACAGUCAGGAGGAUGCCAUUUCCUGUAUGGAGUUGAUGCAGUGGCGAGUUAAAGAAGAUGCUCGAAAAGAACCAAGAUGUAGCUGAUUCCUGUAAAAUAGAAUCACAGCUAUUGUAAACAGUUAAAAUCAGCCACAGUGUCUGUAAAUAGUUGAAAAACAGCCACAGUUUCUGUAAACAGUUGAAAAUCAGCUACAGUUUCUGUGUACACUUAAGAAACUGUCACACAGUUUCUGUAAACAGCUAAACAAAAAUGCAACAGUUUCCUUAUACAGUUGAAAAAUUGCCAAGGUUUCUGUGUACUUUUGAAAUAUCUGACACAGAUACUGUAUAAAGUUAAAAACUGACACAGUUUCUGAAACAGUAGAAAAAAAUGGACACAAUUUCUGUAUUCAAUAGAAAAAUUUGCACAAUUUCUGUAAACAGUUGAAAAUCUGCUACAGUUUUUGUAAACAGUUAAUGUAAGCAGGGAAAGGCCCCAAAAGAAACUGGGUUGCAUUGGAACUGAAAUUGACAGAAAAGUGAAAAAGGGUUGCUUUACCAUUAUAAAUCCUCAGGUUCUUUCAGAGAGAACAAUGCUUAGAAUGAUAGGAAGAUAUCUGUGUGAAAUGUAGUGAUAUUGAACUGUAGUACUUAACAGUAUUGGUUUACUUAAAUUUAUUUAUUUUCAUUCUCUGGGAAAAUGGUAUUGUUGAAUGGAGAACCUCUUCCUUUUGUAAUCCUUAGAUUUGACAAAAAACAAAUUGUUAUUUAACAAAAAUACAAAAUACUGUAUGUGUACUUUGUGCAAUCCAUAUCUUAGAUACAGCACAUUCUCUGACUCGAAUGGUCCAAAGGUAUUUCUAAAUUCAUUUUGCUUGUAAUUUAUAACAACAAUUUAUACUACCUCUCUUUUUACUGUUUACCUGCGUAUGAUUUAUUUCUUUCUCAGCUUUUUGGAUCUUAAGUUCCCAGUUAGUUGAUACAUUGUAAGAAUAUAAAUGUACAGAAAACUUCCUCCUGUUUAAAACUUGUAUAUUCUUGCUAAAAUAAAAAAAUACAAUUUUUAUCAGCAUUGACGUCUCAGUUGCAUUAGGAAGCAACUGUUUGAGUGACAUAUGGAAUGUGUCUGUGUUAUUGUUUGUAUAAUUUUGUAUCUUGUGCAGUAAAUUAUUGAAAUUAAUCAUGUGCUAAAAUAUUAUCAUGUAAAUCUUAAAGAAAUUGUUGUGUUAAAAAUUAAUGGGCAUCAUGCUAAUAAAGUUGUUAGUUUUUGGGCCACAUG